Messenger RNA from Vicia villosa (hairy vetch), 868 nucleotides. RefSeq lists its product as uncharacterized. The record is from RefSeq and is a predicted model, not a curated record. NCBI's taxonomy places the organism in Eukaryota, Viridiplantae, Streptophyta, Magnoliopsida, Fabales, Fabaceae. The coding region runs from base 206 to 742 and encodes 178 amino acids. The transcript has 3 exons.
UGAUAAACAAUCUGUAUGAUAAAAAAAAAAAAAAAAUCAAAUUCGAAAUCGUAUCUUGGUCGUCACAUCGUCAAUUCAGAUUAAGGGUUCUUCCACUCCCACUCUCAUUUCAGUAACUUGAAAAUGAAAUUGGUUUUUUCAAUCUUUAUGCUGCAGGUGCCAGGUAAAGUUUGAAGUGUGCUAUCAAUAAUUAUACUUUGUGACUAUGGUUUUGAUAAGCGGGAAUAACAAAAGUGUUUUACAACAAGCAAAUGAUGAGAGGAACAAAGCUCAAGGUGUUGCACUGCAUCAAAAUUCUCAUCAGCAAGGAAAUAAAACCGUUGAAAGUGGGCGUAGCCCAAAUUUGACCAACACACUUUUGACCAAAGGAAUGACAACAAUGGAUGAAUUUAAAUACGGGUUUCCAUCCGAAAGCUUAUCGACUACAUCAAAUAAAUGGUGGGGAAGUGAUAAUCGUGUUGAGACCCGCUCAGACGGAGCCGAGAGUCAACCCAAAGAAAGCACAGGAGAAUCAGAAAAGAAGGAACACGAAACCGGAAAAGGUGAAAAUAGUGAAGAAACUCUUCAAGGUUCAUCUUUGUUGAGAGCUGUGAGGAAAAGAGCUGUAGAAGAAGGAAGAGAAGCAUUUAAAUUAGGAGUUUUUCGAGGCUAUGGCGCAAACAAGGUUGCCAAAAGGGAGAAAAUAUUGCUUCACCAAAUAUUUGGAUCUUCAUUGCCAAAGUCAUGGAUACAUGAAUUGUAAUUUAGGAUUUGGAUUUGGUGUAGUAACAUUGUCAUGUAGGUUUCGAACUCUACUGUUUGAUCUCAAACUAACGACCGAUCUUUAGAUCGUUAACUUUAUGAAAUUGAAAGCAGCUGUUUUUCAUAA